UAUCGUAACGAUUUUAUCGGCAAGAGAUAACUGCAAAAAAUGAAUCAUUUCAUAUUCGUAGGUAUUACUAACCGUUAAAUUGAUGACCCAAGGCAUUCUGAAUAAAAUUGUUGUGCGACUCGGUUCUCCUCGUAUUACAUCAUGGGUUUUAUUCAUGGAGAAAGUUACAUAAUCACAAGCGCUUUUGAUGGAUGCGUUUUUGAUGUGAAGAAGAAACGGAGAAAUAAUGGUGCCAAAGUUCUCUCUUGGAAUUGGAGUGGCGAAUCCCAUCAAAUCUGGACAGCUAGCAGCGAAAGUGGAGGAUUCCGCCUACAGGCAUCUCACGUCACUGACAAUCUGAAAGUGUUGGAUCAGGAACAUGGAUCCAGUAGGCUCAUCAUUUUUGAUUUCCAAGGCGGUGAUAACCAACUAUGGAACGCAUUCCCUGUAGCCCAUAAUCCUGGUGCAUUUUUCAUACAAAAUGUACGAAGCGGUCUCACUAUUCGUAAUAACGGUCGCGGAAAUAAUUUGGAAUGUACCGCCUUUAAUGAACACGAUCCCAACUCUCACUGGAGACUAACGCCGCUAUCUUCUUUGUGAUAACGUUAUUUUAUCGAUGAAUUUUGUUUGGAUAUCCUAGAGAAUUGGAUUGAUUUGAAUAAACUAAACGAAAUGUUUGUUACGCAAAA
This is a messenger RNA of Bradysia coprophila, 668 nucleotides long. RefSeq lists its product as uncharacterized. Lineage: Eukaryota; Metazoa; Arthropoda; Insecta; Diptera; Sciaridae. The record is from RefSeq and is a predicted model, not a curated record.